CUUUAACAUAGAAUUAGCCGUGCAGCUUUUUGUAAACAGUCUUGAUGGUAUUACUACGUUACAAACCAAGUGUGUUGUAUUUAAGCGUUUCAAACAGGUAGUAAUGACGAACAAGGAAGACGGAAGCCGACAGUUUUAUGUCUGUAACUGUUUCACCACUGAUAAUAUUUUCCUGGAGGACUACAAACUCCAUGUGCGCUUUUUAUCCGAGCAGCAGUUCAGACUGGACUACCAAUCAACACUUAGGAGGCUUGGCUGCGUGACGGACCAACAGUUUGAGGAUGUGCUCAACAAGAUUUCACAGGAAGUGGACAGGCGGAGGCGACUGAGUGUGACUUCUGCUGAGAGGGCCGUUGCUAUUAAAGACACGUACCAGCCUCUUCAUCCUAAUGUCUACCAUCUGCAGGAGUCCUUCCUCGCACCAAAAUUCAAGCAGAUUGUUGAGUACUGUCGAAGCAGCAACAUCAGUGAAGAAUGUCUCGGAGACUUGUUGGAGGAAGAAGCAGCUGCAAGAGUUUAUCGCUUCCCUGUGUUUGAGAAAAGCUUCUGUGAGGAGCUGGUGGAGGAGCUGGAGCACUUUGAGAAGUCCUCUGCCCCAAAAGGAAGGCCCAACACCAUGAACCAUUACGGGAUCCUCCUGAAUGAACUGGGUUUUGACGAGGGCUUCAUCACACCCCUCCGUGAGCUCUACCUGCACCCGCUCACCUCACGGCUGUACCCGGACUGUGGGGGACGCUGUCUGGACAGCCACAAGGCCUUUGUUGUUAAAUAUGACAUGAAUGAAGACCUGGACCUGAGCUACCAUUACGACAAUGCAGAGGUCACCCUUAAUGUUUCCCUGGGAAAGGACUUCACCGAGGGCAACCUUUAUUUUGGUGACAUGAGACAGGUGCCUUUAAGUGAGAUGGAGUGUUCAGAGGUUCAACACAGGGUGACCGAGGGCCUCCUCCACCGGGGCCAACACAUGCACGGGGCACUGCCCAUCUCCUCCGGGCAGCGCUGGAACCUCAUCAUCUGGAUGAGAGCCUCACAGGAACGCAACAAACUGUGCCCCAUGUGCAACAGGAGGCCGAUGCUGGUGGAAGGGGAGGGCUUUGCUGACGGGUUCACCAAACACUCUGAUGCUCUGCUGAACACUUCAUGUGUGAUGACAUGACACUGCUAUCAGCCUUUAUUAAAGCCGCUGUAGCAUUUAACACUCGCCACUUUGAAAUUUGAAUUUUUUAAAUUGCAGAUGUUUGUUUGUAUGUUUUUGUAGAGUUUAUUAAUACUACACUAAAUGGAAAUGGCAUUAAUUAUAAUGACACAUUUUGACUGUAUUCCAAAUUGGAAUAAUAUUCAUAUUUAUUAUUUGUACUAUUAAUAAUGGUAAUGGUACUAAAUUCUGUAAUUUGGACGUUUGGUGUAGAAUCCUAUUUUGUGACUUAAUUGUGUCAAAUAUUAUUCCAAUACAAUAAAACACCCAUACUGGCCAAGCCCCUGUACUAUUAAACAGUAUGAUUGUACUAUAUUUUGUGCCAAAGAAUAAACAACUAC
Messenger RNA from Anoplopoma fimbria (sablefish), 1536 nucleotides. It is a transcript of the gene ogfod2, whose product is annotated as 2-oxoglutarate and iron-dependent oxygenase domain containing 2. NCBI's taxonomy places the organism in Eukaryota, Metazoa, Chordata, Actinopteri, Perciformes, Anoplopomatidae. The transcript is spliced from 7 exons. Gene Ontology annotation, molecular function: L-ascorbic acid binding; iron ion binding; oxidoreductase activity, acting on paired donors, with incorporation or reduction of molecular oxygen. The record is from RefSeq and is a predicted model, not a curated record. The coding region runs from base 104 to 1156 and encodes 350 amino acids.